Athalia rosae (coleseed sawfly) is the source of this 3346-nucleotide messenger RNA. RefSeq names its product putative serine/threonine-protein kinase YPL150W. NCBI's taxonomy places the organism in Eukaryota, Metazoa, Arthropoda, Insecta, Hymenoptera, Athaliidae. The record is from RefSeq and is a predicted model, not a curated record. Gene Ontology annotation, molecular function: protein serine/threonine kinase activity; ATP binding. The coding region runs from base 668 to 3115 and encodes 815 amino acids. The transcript is spliced from 7 exons. Gene Ontology annotation, biological process: peptidyl-serine phosphorylation; peptidyl-threonine phosphorylation.
UGAGAAUUAUAAGCCACAAGCCAAACCGGCCAGCCGCCAACAUCAGCUCAGUCGCUUUCCGGUCGGCAUUUUAUAAAUACUGCAAGCACGAAACCAAACUCAUAGUAGAAUAUAGAUAUAGCUGAGCAAACAAUUAUCACAUAAUCCGGGGAUUUUAAGUGCAGUGAAUUUCACCGAAAUAAAAUAAUUAAUUAAAAUCGUGCAGCAUACGAAAAUUCACAAUUGUUCGAUUAAUCGGAGUGUGGUUUCAAGCUUUAAGUAUAUCAAAUCAGAUUAUUAAUCAAGUUUAAAGUGUACGCGAGUAGGACUCGAAGAUGGGAUGAAAUAAUAUCUUCGCUUGUCUUCAUUACCGUCAUUAUUAUAAUUGAAAGUUAUUUUUUCGAGAUGCGUUGCACUGCUUCAUAUAAAGCCUAGGGUGCUAUUUGUGAUUUUGCAUCGUGAAAGUGUAAUGCAGGUGGGCGAGUAUUUAGAAUUGACGAAAAUCACAGAAAUCUGAUGAAACAAUCCAUCCGGUGUACGGAUCACAAUUCACGAAGUGCAGAAACUCAAAAUAUAUAAUAAAAAAGAAUAUCAUACGUACUUGACGCGGAUCGACGCAAAAUCCAAGGUCGGAUUAGAGUAAAAAUAUUAUUUAUCAUAUCUGGACGAAUUACUACACCCUGAGAUCAUGAGUCUGAUGAAAAAAGCUAUCGGGGGAUCGAUUCACAGGAUACGAGAAUUUGAACUUGAAAAGGUGAACUUGGGCGAUGAAUUUGAUAUACUUCAAAUCGUGGGCGAGGGAUGGUUCGGUAAAAUUCUACUUACGGAGCACAGAAGUACACAAACUGAAAUGGUACUAAAAGCACUUCCAAAACCGUAUACAAGUAUAUCGGAUUUCUACAGAGAAUUUCACUACGGUCUUCAUCUAUCAGCGCAUAGGAAUAUAAUAACAACUUACGAUGUCGCCUUCGAAACUGCUGGUUUUUUUGUAUUCAGCCAGGAAUACGCGCCCCUAGGCGACCUCACAUCCAACGUUACCGAAACUGGCCUGGGCGAACUUCACGCAAAAAGAGUUGCGAGACAACUAGCAGCAGCGGUUCACCACAUUCACAGCAGGGAACUGGUGCACAGGGAUAUAAAACUUGACAAUAUCCUUGUCUUCAAAAGUGAUUUCUCUCGAAUAAAACUAUGCGAUUUUGGCGAGACUCGAAGGGUGAACACAGUUGUCAGAAGACACAACGAAUGGCUACCUUAUUCACCACCGGAAGUCCUCCAGAUCGAUACCGACGAAGCCUACAAGGCUCUAACUGCUCACGACGUUUGGCAGUUUGGAAUUGUUAUUUUCGUCUGUCUUACUGGAUGUUUACCCUGGCAAAAAGCGGCCACGGAUGAUCCGAGGUACGCAAGGUACCUUAACUGGCAUUCGGCGACGCUGAAUAUCGCCAAAAAACCUAAACUUUUUCAGCUCAUCACCUCCAGAGCCCAGAGAAUGUUCAAAAGACUGUUAGACCCUAAGCAAGAAAAACGACCAGUUACCGUCUUUGAAGUAAAUAAAUACCUCGACGAUAGAUGGUUGGCGAAACUCGGGGCUGAAAAAGCCUUGAACGGUGGCGCCGACGAAAGAGAUGAGCUCUGUCCUUCGAUGUACAGCUUCCACAGUUCGUUGGAAGAGAAGAACCAACUGCUUUUUACCUUGACUCAGUAUGGUAUCGAAACAACGGUGGAUCGAUCGCGUAAAAAAGAUCGUAUUCGCGAAUGGAUACAGUCGAGCGCGAUAAGAGAGGAGAACGAGGACGAGGAAGAAGAAGAGGAAAAAAAUGAGGGAACAGAGGAGGAAAAUUUUUCCGAUAACGCCGAACCUUUGAACAUGCGGGGAAAGCAUUUUCCCGAGCGAAGGGAGAGCGCGAAGUUGACUACGGCUGGGGAAAGAAGUUCAUCGAAUUCGAAAAAAUCACACGAUCAUAAAAUUCCUGAGUACGUGAAAAAGCCCGGAUACGCUACGCCGAAACCGAUCGAACGCAGGAAUCCUUUCGCGCCUAAGGUGGCAAAGGAACGUCACGCAAUAGCCAAAAGUGCCAAUUUUCCAAACGGUGAUCCGAAUCUGGCUGUCAAAUUGAUAGCACCGGAUAACUACCGGCUUCCGGAGGUAACCGAUCUGCAGAAGGCGCACAAUAUUCCUCAGGGAUAUUCAGGUUUUGGUGUUCUCGAUCAUUACGACAAUAACAAUCGUCAGAAUUCUGGACAAAAUCAAGCCCAAAACGGUUCCGGAGAAUCGAGUGCACGUCAAAGCCCGUCGAAAUCAAGUCCUAGUCGGUCUAAUUCUGGAAACCGGAAGUCAAAAAGCCAACGAAAAUCUUCCAACACAGAAAAAUUGUCCAACGGUCAUCGAUCUUCACCCAGUCGGAAUUCGAAGACCGGCAACGUGCAGAGUCCAAAUAAUUCCUUAGUAAGUACGUCUACUAAUAUGGGAAACGGCUACACGAUUUCUCCGGAAAUGGCCAGUGGCCAGAAUAAUCCAGAUUCAGGAAAUAUCGAAACGUCAAAUUUCAAGCCAAAAAGUCCCCAAGUUCCUAUGAGGAAACACAGAUCCCAAACAGCCACACUUCCGGUACUCCAGCCAACCGAUGCCGGUAUAAACCUGAAAUCCAGGAGAAGCCAGACGACUGUGUUGCCAGCAAUGCCGAGUCCAGUUCCAGUUCAAAUUCCUGUAUCAGUUCCAGGGACGGUCGUCAAUUCUUUAACAAUGUCUGUAGCAUCUCAGUUGGUCAUGCAGAGUUUCAAUUCCCUCCAAGCUAUGAACGUUGCCUUACCGGUCCAGAAUAUUCCUCAAGGACUCGGAGAUCACGUUGCAGAUAAUAAAGAAAUUCAGACUCACCAGCGGACCAAUCCAACUGCGGCUGCGAGUGACCUUCAUCGACAGAUGAUGAUCACAAAUGUUGAAAUUCCAGCCGGGGGAGGAACCGUCAGAAACUAUGGUAAAGACGUCUAUGAGCAUUAUUACAACGGGAUAGCGCCACUGAUUAAUAAACCUGUUUCUAAUUUGGAAACUGCUCAUAAUGCGCCCAAUCCAGCAGCAGUUAACGCCAGACACAGAGGAUCGAAUUCGGGGAGCGGAAGCAGAUCUGUUAGCAAUUAAUCAUUUUUUCUUCCGUUCCUUUUUUUUUUUUUUUAUCGCUCCUGCAAAUUACGAUAUAUAGGGUUCAUUUUGUAAUACGAGAAGAAAAUUUUUAUCCUAUCAUCAUAUUAGACAACGAUUAUUUAUUUACCAUGUUACAUAAUUAUAUAUAAUACGAUAUGUAAAAUAUGCAAUUAUAACGGAAUGUACAAUUAUGUAUUUAUGUAUAAACUGUAUGAUAUUUUGUGAAAA